Messenger RNA from Guillardia theta CCMP2712, 608 nucleotides. RefSeq lists its product as hypothetical. Lineage: Eukaryota; Cryptophyceae; Pyrenomonadales; Geminigeraceae. Bases 169 to 474 code for a protein of 101 amino acids. The record is from RefSeq and is a predicted model, not a curated record. The transcript has a single exon.
GAGAGGAGCUAGAAACGACGAGGGAGGGAGUGAAGGAAACAAGGAAGAACGAACACAGGGGACAGCGUACUUGUUCGCACACUUUCUGCAAGGAGGAACGUUGCUCCGAAGACUAGUUGGACGAGGAAGAAGAAAACGCCGAGAACGAAGCCGUGAACACAUAACAGAAUGCAAGUUUGUGACUACCUGCCAGCCAUCGAUGCUUGCUCGUGUCCCAAGAAGCCAGACACUGGAAAUCAGACGUCGCGGUCAGAUGUCCGAGACAUCAAGAAACAAUUUGGAAUAGAAAAAGAGAGGGACGAAUCUGUCGUUGAAGCACAGCAGUAUUUCAAGUCCUGUAUCUACAAGUGCAUGCAUAGCGACGAGUGCAAGUGCAUGUCCUUGCCUCAGUCUGUUUAUCACAAGGAACCCUCCAAUGAUAUGCCAUUUAAAUCUCUAUCGACGCUCAUUCUCACUAGGCUUCACAGCAUAUAAGAUGGGCUUCACUGCAGCCUCUCAGAGCUGAACCUUAGCAAUAUCAUGAUUCCACCUGACCUUUGAUUAUCACGUAUUGCUUGCACUUGUAUGCUUAGGAUACAUUCUCCUCUUGUAAAUAAAGAAGAAACGUA